AGAAAACCCCAAUGUGUGCACUUCGUUCAAUGUGUGCAGUCCGUUCUUCCUGUUUCACCCAAAGUGGAAUAUGCCUAGAAUUCUGUAUAUUUUCAUCUACGGAACAGGUGGUUUGAAAUGCAAAUAAGGUGAGCAUGCCAGAGCGUAUCCUAGCAGUGGCUGCUUUGCGAGAAUGUUGCCAUGGCACCCAUUCAACAGGGUUCUUAGAGGCGGCCACACCUCGGCAGGGGCUUUCUAACUUGGGACCCACACAAGAGCCAGAGCAACAAAAAGACACAAACUGUGAAGAAGGCCUAACCUGACAGAGGAGGGGAAUCUUUACAGUACAACUGCCCUCAGAAGCUACCUGUGCUGUGGAGGGGAUUUGGGGACUUAAGAGGGACAGAAAGGAAACGGACCCUCUCCUGGAACACCUGGGAUGCAAGCCAAGCCUGCAGGCAAAAUGAUGGGCUGCAGUUAGAAGACAUUAAGGCUAGCAAUGGAGCCCUUGUAUGAGGAAUACCUAGCGAAUCGUGGCACCAUCGUCAAACCAUACUACUGGCUGAGCUUCUCUCUAGAUUGCCCUAACUGUCCCUACCACAUCCGAACAGGAGAAGAAGCGAGAGUUUCUAACACAGAGUUUUACCAGGUUUUUGGAUUCCUUUAUGGGCCAACAUACCCUCCAAUAAAACACCUCACUUUUUAUGAGCUGAAAACUUCUUCUGGAAGCUUAGUGCAAAAGGGUCAUGCUAGCAGUUGCACCGGAAAUGAUAUUCACCCAGAAUCGAUGCUCUUCGAGACAAACGGUUAUCUGGACUGUGCACUACACAAGAACGGCAGCAUCCGGCACAUCAUUCUGUAUUCCAACACCUCCCCGUGCAACGAGGCAAACCACGGCUGCAUCAGCAAAAUGUACAAUUUCCUGCUCAUGUACCCAGACGUCACUCUGAGCAUUUACUUCUCCCAGCUCCAUCACACCGAGGCUGAGUUUCCUGCCUCAGCCUGGAAUCGGGAGGCUCUCCGGAGUCUGGCCAGCUUGUGGCCACAGGUCUCACUGAGCCCCAUCAGUGGGGGAAUUUGGCAUUCUCUCCUCGACAAUUUCGUGAGUGGAGUCCUGGGACUGACGAUCCUCCACCCCAUCUUAGCCAGGCGAGCGCUGGCCGACAGGCACAAUGCUGAUGAAAUCAACGCCAUUACUGGAGUGACGCCGUAUUUCACUGAUGUGCUUCCUCAGACAGAGAAGAGUCCAAACCUAAGUGCUCCACCGGCUUUUGAGAGCCACACCUUCAGCAGUGUCAUGCCUGGACAGUCACUUCAAGUGACAGGUGCACAAGCACAACCCAGCCUGACCCCGGAUCUCAGGGUUCCUGUGGUUUUUGUGCUGGUGCCUUUCACAGAUCUCCCACCAAUCCAUGUCGCUCAGAACCUACACAAACCCAGAAAUGUCGUGAGACACUUAAAUAUGCCUCAGCUGUCAGUGCAAGAAACUAAGGUCCCCAGAAAUCCCCUGGGAAGCCCAGUGGAAGGAGUGGAAAUCACAGAAGUAUUUCCAAGUAGCAAAGAGGUGGAUGAAAGGAAGAAAGGGAGAAAGUAAAUUCAAUAUUCCUGCAGCAGGAGGUCAAACCACUACUAGAAGACUCAUUAAGACAGUCAGCAAAAAUAUCUAGCUAUCUAUUUCAUUUUACUUCUGGCCCAAGAUGAAGAUCAAGUAAAGCAAAACCUGGUAUUUGCCAUCUCAACCAUUAUAAAACAGUACUAUUUUUUUUAAACAUAAUUCAAUUUUUUUUUUCUACAAGCCACUUUAACUUUUAUUUUCCGCAUUAAGAGUAUGGAGCCACUAGCAACUUGCUAAUAGCAUUUUGAUGUGGAAAAGGAAAGCAUUCUUCUGGUCUACCCACUACAAAAGUCAGUGAAUGAAACAGCCUUCUGGAAUAAGAGUCACUGUAUCAUUGGAGACAGUCUGAAGCUUUAUCAUGUACCACACCCAAACGCAACAGCAAAGCAGUGAUUUUCCAGUAAUGGUUGAUGGUGGACAGAAGAUUUUUUUUCUAAAGUAGUUCAAAGCAGGUUUGUGUGUGGAGAAAAGUCUUCUAGUGCUUUGGCUACAAAAUGUAGGUUUCCAAAACAGUCACCAGCUCAUUUUGAUCUUUCCCUGAUGACACCUCUCCCUCUUGAGCAGACUGCAGGCAGCAGGGAGAUGCAUGACACUCUCCAAGGGUGACUUCCACCAUGCAAGCAACUCUGCUUUCCAGGUUCCUCUCCUACCUUCCUGAACUCUAGCUCACUCGCAUAAGCAUUUUCUCUCUCCUUGCUCUGGUCUCUCUGUAGAACUGAAAGCGGUCUCCAGGGAAAAUGUGGGGAGUAAGGCUGUGGAUGCACAGCUCAGCUACUUCAGUGAUCACUACUCUCCAAUAUCCCUUCCCCCGCUCCUCACCCCCCCACCCCUGGACUAGUGGCCGUCGAGCUAUCCUGCACCAGCAUCUAUCUCUUUUUGUUACUGGCUUUCAUUCUUCCUUCUUCUAAUCCAGUUCCCUAAGGUAUAAUUUGUAUGUUUUCCUUCCUUUUUCACAGGUGUGUAGCUCAAUCUUAAAAUAUUGCUAAAAAAAAUUUAAGUCUUCCUCAAAACAACAAAAAGAAGUAUCUCUUGACUAACUCACUCUCUGAGCACAUAUAUUAAAAUACUUAACGUUUAAUUCACAUUUGCUGCCUCUCUUCCCAAUUAGAAAUAUAUAAACAUAUGUUACGUGGAAAAUAUAGACAUUCGUUUGUAACUUGUGGCUAAAUUUGUUCUUAAUAUAUAUAAAUAAUAUAACACUUUUAAUAAUAAGACCUAAUAAAAAGCUUGGUCAUUUGAAGAACUUAAAGCACAUAAUGCCCAUGGAGGAGGGAGAGGAAGGGAGGUGGGAGACAGAAAAGGGAAGCAAAGAAAAUAAAAAAUGUUUAGAAUAAAAAUUUCUAGUGUGAUUAAAAUAAACAUGAAUAUACUUUUAAACAGAAA
Molecule: messenger RNA, 2977 nt
Organism: Erinaceus europaeus (western European hedgehog)
Lineage: Eukaryota; Metazoa; Chordata; Mammalia; Eulipotyphla; Erinaceidae
Gene: APOBEC4
Product: apolipoprotein B mRNA editing enzyme catalytic polypeptide like 4
Exons: 2
Coding region: 479-1573 (364 amino acids)
Source: RefSeq, a predicted model, not a curated record